Molecule: messenger RNA, 1766 nt
Organism: Thermothelomyces thermophilus ATCC 42464
Lineage: Eukaryota; Fungi; Ascomycota; Sordariomycetes; Sordariales; Chaetomiaceae
Exons: 16
Coding region: 453-1541 (362 amino acids)
Biological process (GO): glycolytic process; gluconeogenesis
Cellular component (GO): cytosol
Molecular function (GO): zinc ion binding; fructose-bisphosphate aldolase activity
Source: RefSeq, a predicted model, not a curated record
GAUAAAAGCUGGGACACUACAUUCGUACUACACUAGCCGUGACGUAAAUCCUGGCUGGUAUCAGUGCGCAAAUCGGCAUCCUCACCCCACUUGUGCCCCGCGAUGAGGGGCUGUCGGGAGCUCUCCUGGCCUGGCGCGCGCUGAGCUCCCAAUGACCCCGCACCUUCGCCCAUUGUGCUGACCCCCCCUCAACCGAGAAUCAGAGCUGCGUCAUACAAAUCCCUCAAUCGGCCGCGGCGUAUCAUUUGUGCGAAAGACUGGUUUCAUCUUUCUUGCUGUGCCUUUUACUCUCUCCUUUGGUGGGAACCUCGAGCCCAACAAUUUCCACAACUCAAUCGCAACGACAUCCCUUCAAAACAACGUCAAAAACAACUUGCUUGACACGACCUGCCCCGCUAUUGCAACACUGAAAUACUAAGUUAACUUCACGAACCACACACAAUUCGAACAAGAUGGGUAUUCUCGAGGAUCUCAACCUGCCUACCGGCGUCAUCUAUGGCGACGAUGUGCUGAAGCUCUUCACGUACGCCCGCGAGAAGGGCUUCGCCAUCCCGGCUGUCAACGUCACAUCCUCGAGCACUGUUGUUGCCGCCCUCGAGGCUGCUCGUGAUGCCAGGGCUCCGAUCAUUCUGCAGACCAGCCAGGGUGGUGCUGCCUACUUCGCUGGAAAGGGGGUCAAGAACAGCGCCGAGAAGCAGGAGGCGUCGGUUGUCGGUGCCAUUGCCGCCGCCCACUACAUCCGCUCCAUCGCCCCCCUGUACGAGAUCCCCGUCGUCCUCCACACUGAUCACUGCGCCAAGAAGCUCCUCCCCUGGCUCGAUGGCAUGCUCGAAGAGGACGAGAAGUUCUUCAAGCAGAACGGCAUCCCCCUCUUCUCCUCGCACAUGAUUGAUCUGUCCGAGGAACCCGUAGAUGAGAACAUCAGCACAUGCGUCUCUUACCUGAAGCGGAUGGCGCCCAUGAAGCAGUGGCUGGAGAUGGAGAUCGGUAUUACCGGCGGAGAGGAAGAUGGUGUUGACAACUCCGGCGUCGACAACGCUGCUCUUUAUACUCAGCCCGAGGAUAUCUGGAAGAUCGAGCAAGCUUUCCGCCCAGUCUCGAAGUACUUCUCGAUCGCUGCUGGUUUCGGCAACGUGCACGGUGUCUACGCGCCUGGCAACGUUCGCCUCCACCCUGAGCUGCUCGGCAAGCACCAGGCCUAUGUCUCUGAGAAGCUGGGCGGCACUGAUAAGAAGCCUGUCUUCUUUGUGUUCCACGGCGGUUCCGGUUCCAGCAAGGAAGAGUAUCUCGAAGCCAUUAGCAACGGCGUCGUCAAGGUCAAUGUCGACACUGAUAUGCAGUGGGCUUACCUGACUGGUAUCCGCGACUACAUCACCAAGAACAUUGACUACCUGAAGACUCAGGUUGGCAACCCUGAGGGCCCGAACAAGCCGAACAAGAAGAAGUAUGACCCGAGAGUCUGGAUUCGUGAGGGUGAGAAGACCAUGUCGGCUCGGGUAGCGGUCUGUCUCCAGGACUUCAAGACCGCUGGCACCCUCUAAAAUGGAUGACAAGUUACGAAACAUGCCGUGGAUGGUAUCGGUAGCAUGAGGCUCGACUGGAACUACCAGAUCGAGCAGCUAAUUGAACUCGGGACUAAAAAAAGGAGAAGAACCCGAGUGUCUCAAACUAGAUAUCCUUGAGCCAAUGAAAAUCAACCUUGUUUCCUGCUUCCCGGCAUUCAGCUUCCAUUGACCCAGGAGACGCAGUUAAUAAUCACAUGCGGC